CCCCUCCGGGAGCAGCGCGGACCAGGACGCGCGCGCGAGCACCCGCGAAGGCGGGUGGGGGGGGAAGCGGGGAGCUGGCGGGGGCGCGCGCGGCAGCGGCUGGACGGGAAGGGCGGUGGGGGCUCCGGUGUGCGCGGCUCCGCGGCGCUCGCCCUGCCUGACUCACCGCGGGGCGCGGGGAAGAUGCUCAGCGCGGAGGGGUAGCAGCUGCGGAGCAGACGUCGGGCCCCCCCGCCGCUCCCCGCCUCCGCCGGGCUCGGCAGCUCAUCUCUCCGCCGCCGCCGCUCCUAGGUCUUAAAAAUUAGCUUGAUUGGCCACCGGAAGCGCGUUCUGGCAUCUUUGGGAGACAGGCUUCACGAAGAUCCUCCUCAGAAACCACCUCGGUCAAUAACCCUCAGGGAACCCAGUGGUAACCACACUCCUCCUCAGUUGUCUCCAUCACUUAGCCAAAGCACGUUCACUACUGGUGGCUCCCUGGACGUUCCCCACAUUAUCAUGCAGGGUGAUGCAAGGAGAAGAAGAAAUGAAAACUAUUUUGAUGAUAUUCCCCGGUCAAAGCUGGAGAGGCAGAUGGCACAGCAGUCCUCGGUCUGUGAGAUCUGGACCAACCAGAAUGCAGGAUAUCCUUUCUCAUCGAUUCAUCAGGUUCAUAAUACAGGAGACUGGGGAGAGCCUUCCAUUACCUUGAGACCUCCAAAUGAAGCCACAGCAUCAACGCCUGUACAAUAUUGGCAACAUCAUCCAGAGAAACUCAUUUUCCAGUCAUGUGAUUAUAAAGCAUUUUAUUUAGGUUCUAUGCUGGUAAAAGAGUUAAGAGGCACAGAGUCAACACAGGAUGCCUGUGCAAAGAUGAGGAAGUCUACAGAACAAAUGAAGAAAGUACCAACCAUUGUCCUGUCUGUCUCUUACAAGGGAGUCAAAUUUAUUGAUGCAACGAAUAAGAAUAUUAUUGCUGAGCAUGAAAUCCGUAACAUUUCGUGUGCUGCACAAGACCCUGAAGACCUUUCUACAUUUGCGUACAUCACUAAAGACUUGAAGACUAAUCACCACUACUGCCAUGUAUUCACUGCGUUUGAUGUGAAUUUAGCUUAUGAAAUCAUCCUUACACUAGGACAAGCAUUUGAGGUGGCCUAUCAGCUUGCAUUACAAGCACGAAAAGGGGGCCAUUCUUCAACCCUCCCAGAGAGCUUUGAAAAUAAACCCUCCAAACCUAUUCCCAAACCACGUGUUAGUAUUCGGAAGUCAGUGCAGAUAGAUCCAUCCGAACAAAAGACUCUUGCGAAUCUGCCAUGGAUUGUUGAACCUGGACAGGAGGCCAAAAGAGGCAUUAAUACCAAGUAUGAAACUACAAUUUUCUGAUACAAAACUGUCCCCCCUUCCUUGUUGUGCCUUGCACGCCAAGCAGUCACAGCACAGCCUUUCCUUUAUGGCAACGUUUCAAUCCAGCAGAGAGGAAGACUGCACUGUAUGAGUGGCCUUGUAACUAACAAAAAAGGCUGACAGUCAUUUCUGGUGAUGUUCUUCUUCCUGCAGCACUGACAGAAGAAUGACACUAUAUGAAGACUUUUAAAAUUACAGUCCACAAGAGGAGUGAGAAACCUUAUUUUUCACGCAGUUCUCCCUUGUGACGCUGCCACAGUGCUUUCUUUGAUUUCUUGUUUUAGAAUUCUACUUUUUAAGAAAUAAAAAAACAAAAGGUCUCUAAACUAACACUAAUGCUGCCUACGAGUACAAUAUUUGAUUGGUUUUUUAUUUAAAUCUUGGCAGUUUUUAAUUGAAAUAGAACCAGAAUUAAUAAAUAGAGUAUCUGUGAAACCACUGAAUUCAUUAAUAAUUACUGUGUUGAAUAAAGAACUUAUUGAAGUGACAAGAAAUUAGGCACCCUGAUUUCUGUAUGCGCUGGUUUUAUAUGUAAUCAUCGGUGUCCUUUGAUCUUCUACAGAAAUAGGAACUUCUUGCAUUGUAACAAAGGAUCAGAGUUUUAUGAAUGGUUAGAAAAAGGUAUUAAUAAUGCACAGAAAACAUUUAUUAGAUAUUUUUAUGGAAGAGAAGUACUAUAGGAAAACAUGUGAAUAUUUAUGGAAGGAAGCCAGAUUAAUUACGACAAAUAUUGUUUAUUUUAAAGUUAAGUAAACCACUGCUAUUGCAGCACUAUGAAAAAUGUAAAAGUUGUAGCAUCAGUGCACUGGAUGUUCCAUGUGAUCAGUCUGGAAUGAAAGUGGAAUGGUCGUUCUACUACACCUACAUAUAGUUUAUGCAGUUCAACAUUGCUAUAGCCAUGAAUUCUGCUAGUAUUUUUAAAACAUAAUCUCAGUGGUUCUAAAUAAAGUCAAAACCAUGGAUUUUUGCUAUCAAGAUUUCUGUCACAGAAAGCUUGUUUGGAAGCGUGUUGAUAAAAUUCUACUGCAAAAACAUUUUCUAAGUAAAAAUAGCGAGAAAAAGAAAAAAAUUCCAAAGUAAUAAAAAAGUUUUAAUGGAACAAAACAGUUAAGCAUUUGCUUAAUAUUUGAUUAAAUAAGAUUUACUUACCUUUUCUUUGAAGUGUUUUAAGUUUUUUAAUGUCUGUGGAGUAUUUGUAUAAUACCAUGAUGUAUAUUUAUGUAGAACUGAAAUUAUAACAGUACAAAUAUCACUAUAGGAGAAAAAUGACAUUUUAACGUAUACUGUUCUAUCCAGUCAAAUCGUGAAUCAUUUUGAAGUUCAUUAUAGAGAUAUUGAUAAAUUGUGUGGUUGUCUUACUGUUUUUUUAAUUAUUAUUUCAUAUCCAGCUGAGGUUUUCAGUUAGAAUCAUCAGUUGGUAAAUUCCAAAAAAUGGAUAAUCAAACUUGGUUUAAACCUGAUCAUUGUAUAUGGUUUAGUUAAACCUAAUCAUAGCGCUGAGUGAUGACAUACUUUUAAUACAGUAUUCAAUUUACUUGAACAAAAUAGUUCCGUGUACAUAUUUUUGCCUAUUCACUGUUGAUAAUGUAUGUAGUCAACUGACAGGAAAAAAAUAACACUAAAAAUAUGGUACCAAAAGGAAAAUUGUAUAGGAGAACAGUAAAUAGUAGCCUCACUGCAACAAAUACUUAUGUAAAUAUGCUUGGGCUUCCAGUUAUAAAUUUUGUAAUUUUGUCAUUUAUUUAUAUCCUAUAAAAGCACACAAAAUAAAAUGAAGUUGUACAGUCCCA
This is a messenger RNA of Pezoporus flaviventris, 3170 nucleotides long. Its product is annotated as ankyrin repeat and sterile alpha motif domain-containing protein 1B-like. The transcript has 10 exons. NCBI's taxonomy places the organism in Eukaryota, Metazoa, Chordata, Aves, Psittaciformes, Psittacidae. The record is from RefSeq and is a predicted model, not a curated record. Gene Ontology annotation, cellular component: cytosol. Bases 496 to 1359 code for a protein of 287 amino acids.